Messenger RNA from Periophthalmus magnuspinnatus, 2818 nucleotides. RefSeq names its product ddb1 and cul4 associated factor 5 (gene dcaf5). Gene Ontology annotation, cellular component: Cul4-RING E3 ubiquitin ligase complex; cytoplasm. The record is from RefSeq and is a predicted model, not a curated record. NCBI's taxonomy places the organism in Eukaryota, Metazoa, Chordata, Actinopteri, Gobiiformes, Gobiidae. The coding region runs from base 1 to 2247 and encodes 748 amino acids. The transcript has 9 exons. Gene Ontology annotation, biological process: negative regulation of fatty acid biosynthetic process. Gene Ontology annotation, molecular function: protein binding.
AUGUGGAAAAUGAAGGAGCUCCGGGGCUGCGGCAUGCGCUCCUCCGUGGGCUUUCUGUCCCGCAGAGAGCUCACCGGGCAGCCGCUCAUGAAGGAGGAAUUCCAGCGGCUCCGGCUGGCAGGCUGCACCAGCCUCUACAAGAAGGAUAUGCUCGGACACUUCGGCUGUGUCAACGCCAUUGAGUUUUCCAACAACGGCGGAGAAUGGCUGGUCUCUGGAGGAGAUGACCGGCGAGUGCUCCUGUGGCACAUGGAGAAAGCCAUCCACUCUCGGUCCAAACCUGUGAAACUGAAGGGAGAGCACCUCUCCAACAUCUUCUGCCUGGCUUUUGACAGCACCAACAAGAAAGUCUUCUCUGGAGGAAAUGAUGAACAAGUGAUUCUUCAUGAUGUGGAAAGAAGGGAGACUCUGAACGUAUUCCUCCACAUUGAUGCAGUGUACAGCCUCUCAGUCAGUCCAGUCAAUGACAAUGUUUUUGCCAGUUCCUCUGAUGACGGCCGUGUGCUGAUCUGGGACACUCGUGAGCCGCCACAUGGAGAGCCAUUUUGCCUGGCCAGCUACCCCUCUGCAUUUCACAGUGUCAUGUUUAACCCGGUUGAGCCUCGACUUCUGGCGACCGCCAACUCCAAAGAGGGUGUGGGUCUGUGGGACAUCCGCAAGCCUCGCAGCUCUCUCCUGCGUUACGGAGGCAGCAUGUCUCUGCAGAGUGCCAUGAGCGUUCGCUUCAAUAGCACUGGGACACAGCUGCUGGCCCUGAGGCGCCGACUGCCCCCGGUCCUGUACGAGCUCCACUCUCGCUUGCCCAGCUUCCAGUUCGACAACCAGGGAUACUUCAACUCCUGCACCAUGAAGAGCUGUUGUUUUGCUGGGGACAAGGACCAGUACAUCUUGUCUGGCUCGGACGACUUUAACCUCUACAUGUGGAAGAUCCCAAAAGACCCGGAAGCAGGUGGUCCCGGGCGUGUGGUGAAUGGGGCGUUCAUGGUACUGAAGGGGCACAGGUCCAUUGUAAAUCAGGUCCGCUUUAACCCUCACACCUACAUGAUCUGCUCCUCGGGGGUGGAGAAAGUCAUCAAGUUGUGGAGUCCGUACCAGCAGCCCGACAGUCUGGGCGACCUAGAGGGGCGUGUGGAGGACUCGUCCCGCAGCCUGUACACCCACGAAGAGUACAUCAGCCUGGUGCUCAACAGCGGCAGCGGUCUGUCCCACGACUACGUGUCCCAGUCCAUCCAGGAGGACCCCCGCAUGAUGGCCUUCUUUGACUCUCUGGUGCGAAGAGAGAUCGAGGGCUGGAGCUCCGACUCAGACAGCGACCUGAGCGAGGAGGCAAUAAUGCAGCUUCACGCUAGGGGGCGCCGCUCUGCCAGGACCACACCCGCCACACCUGCCCCUCCCACGGUCCAAAACAGCGAUUCGGACAACUCCUCGUCUUCUUCACUGGCUGCUCCGGAUGUGUCUGAUGGCGAAGGCGAGGAGCGGAAAAGACAACGCAGCAGGAUUCAAAGACCCCAGUCAUCGUUUCUCGUUAAUGAAGACUCCGAUUCCAGUGAGUUUUGGUUGGACCCAAUGCCCCGACCCAGAUCACCCAGUCCCAGAGAGAACUCCACUUUGUCCAGUCCUUCCACCUCUCCGUCUCUACCUGCCGGUGCCUCCUCUUCCUCUUCAUCCACUUCGAGUUCGAGCAGUGACGACGAGGAGCGCCGCAGUGCUGUCCGAAGGCGAAAUGUUAUGCGGAGGCGAAGAAUGAACGUUGUAUCUAGAGUUGGAGACCGGCCCGAAUCUGUACAAUCGCUGUUUUCAGCCAUAGACUCCUGCAGCUACCCCUCUAUCUCUAUCGACGACAUGUCCUCCUCUACAUCAAAUGAGGAAAAUUUGGAAGUAAAACCAGGGAAAGAAGAGGAGAAAUGUUUAAGCCCUUCGGAUUUUGUGUGUCCCAGUCCAGUCAUGUCCCAGGGGAGUCUGGAGCAAGAGGAAGUAGGAGACAGGUCAAAUCAAGAGGAAGAGUUGAGGACUGAGGGGGGACUACGGGGGGCAAUAGACUGUCCCAACUCGGAUAUGGGCAGUAGUAACUCACAGGCCAAUAGGCUUAGUCCUGGACUGAACGGACAGCACCGGACUGUCCCACAAAUGUCCUCUGAUUCAGAAGAAGAUGCAGGACUGUCCCGUUCAAAGACGCACAGCAACUUGAAACGAACUCACGUGGAGGAAGGAGAAUCCACCUCCUCUGAGAAAAAACUCAAAAUAUAAUUAUUUUUCAUCAAUGUGACUGAAAUGCUCACGGUUUCAAAGUGUUUUUCUAUCGUUUAUACAACUAUAAUUUGGGUUGUAGUCUGACAAGAAACUGAGAAAGAAAAGAGGGAAUGAUUUUUGUUUCAGAACAAAUUGAACAGUCUGAGGUUUAACCAACAUGACAUUAAAAUUGUGCAGUUGUACAAAUCUUGUUAAUAACAGAGGUAUUUUAAGUGCAUUUUCUUUCUUCCCAUGCUGAAUUUGUAACACCACCCUGAAUUUUUGAGCAAACUAACACAAGAAAAAGCUAUUACAAAGGACUAAUGCUUUUCUGCUAUUUAAUUUUAAACCUUUAACGCCAAGCUUAAAUCGGAUCUGAGCUUAUUUUUGUGUUUCUAAAUGUUCUCGAGCUGCUUCGGGCACUUCAUGAACAAUGGGCCGUGUAAAAUGUCUCCUCAUAAAUCCUAAAAAGCAACACCAUUUGUUCAAACCGGAUGCUUCAAUUCAGUGUCUCCCUCCAUUAUCCAGCCUUCUGGGUAACUACUAUUUUGUUUUCAUGCAAUUAAAGAAUCAUUUGUUCUCUUGUUAA